GGGGCGGGGCCUCUGCUGGCGGUCGGGAACUGGUCGGGGGGAGGCAGCAACAUUGUUUCAAGUUGGACAAAUUGACAAGAGCCAGACAUACACUGCGUUCCAUCCCGAUCUAAGGCCACGGUGCUGGACUCUGUUUCCCUCUCCUCGGCCCCCGAGAGUCUGGGCACGCCUUCUCCAGGGUUCCCAGGCCCGUUCUCCAGGGCCGGGCUGACCCGACUCGCUAGCGCUUCAUGGAGAACUUCCAAAAGGUAGAAAAGAUCGGAGAGGGCACGUACGGAGUUGUGUACAAAGCCAAAAACAAGUUGACUGGAGAAGUGGUGGCGCUUAAAAAAAUCCGCCUGGACACUGAGACUGAGGGUGUACCCAGUACUGCCAUCCGAGAGAUCUCUCUGCUUAAGGAACUUAACCACCCUAAUAUUGUCAAGCUGCUAGAUGUCAUCCACACAGAAAAUAAACUCUAUCUGGUUUUUGAAUUUCUGCACCAAGAUCUCAAGAAAUUCAUGGAUGCCUCUGCCCUCACUGGCAUUCCUCUACCCCUCAUCAAGAGUUAUCUGUUCCAGCUGCUCCAGGGCCUAGCUUUCUGCCAUUCUCAUCGAGUCCUACACCGAGACCUUAAGCCCCAGAAUCUGCUCAUCAACACAGAGGGGGCCAUCAAGCUGGCAGACUUUGGACUAGCCAGAGCCUUUGGAGUUCCUGUGCGUACUUAUACCCAUGAGGUGGUGACCCUGUGGUACCGAGCACCUGAAAUCCUUCUGGGCUGCAAAUACUACUCCACAGCCGUGGACAUCUGGAGCCUGGGCUGCAUUUUUGCUGAGAUGCACCUAGUAUGUACCCAGCACCAUGCUAAGUGCUGUGGGGAACACAGAAGAAAUGGAAGACACAGUCUCUGCCCGCUGUGCUCCUAUCUAGAAGUGGCUGCAUCACAAGGAGGGGGGAUGACCGCAGUGUCUACCCCAUACCCCGUGACCCGCCGGGCCCUAUUUCCUGGAGAUUCUGAGAUUGACCAGCUCUUCCGGAUCUUCCGGACUCUGGGGACCCCAGAUGAGGUGGUUUGGCCAGGAGUUACAUCUAUGCCUGAUUAUAAGCCGAGUUUCCCCAAGUGGGCCCGGCAAGAUUUUGGCAAAGUUGUGCCUCCCUUGGAUGAAGAUGGACGAAGCUUGUUAUCGCAAAUGCUGCACUAUGACCCCAACAAACGGAUUUCGGCAAAAGCAGCUCUGGCUCACCCUUUCUUCCAGGAUGUGACCAAGCCAGUACCCCACCUUCGACUCUGAUGUCCUUCCCAAAGCCAUCACCUUCAGUCUCACCCUCUCCUCUAGUGUGGGCUUGAUCUGACUUGGCUCUGGGCCCACGCCGGUGGGCACUCUGAUCUUUUCUGGCUGCCUUAGCACUCACCUUCCCCUCUUGGCCAGCCAAUUCUGGGCAUUCAGAAGUGGAGGGGAGGAACAGGUCAAAAGGAAAGGAAAUUUCAGUAUUAGAUGCACUUAACUCAAUCUUUACCACCAUCUGUCACUCCUCUUAGUCAUCACUGAGGAGGACUGAUACUCAAAGCAAAUCAAAACAAAAACUGACUUCUCCCCCAUCAUCAGGUUUGCCAUCCCAAUCUCUGAAUAUCACAUAAUAUUUCCUGUGGUUAGGAUGACAGGUACCCCAAACCUCCUGCUGCCACUGUUUUUAUAAAGGUCAACUGAUAGCAGGGGGCUAAAUUAGAACAUUUGAGAACCAAGAAAAACCAAGGGGUCUGUUUUGAAGAAUUAGGUUAAAAAAAAAAUAGAUCAAAUCAGUUUAUGCCUCAGUGUUUCACAUCACUUAACAGGUUGGGAGACUCGAGAUGCAGGCUCACUGGGGAGAAGGAGAAGAAAUGAUUCCCUGCGGUUCCUUUGUGUGUCCCCCCUAUGAGCAAGAGGAGUCUGGGAGGCCCAGUGGACAGGGAUUGUGCUUCACCAUGGCCUUAUAAGGCAGGUGAAAGAAGUUUGAAUUUUUCUUUUAGGAUUUUUAGUUCUUCAGUUGCCAGGAAUCCCUGCUCCCAUCUUUCUCUGAAAGCCACUCCUUGCCCCAUAGUGGAAGUGAAGGUUUAGAUGUCAUUUUGAGAAUACUGACACUUUUUUCAGGGUUGUGACUGGGGGUAGAGUGGGAGGAGGGAUGACUGGGAAAAAUAUUUCUUUAAAAAAAGGAUGAACAAUUAUAUUUAUAUUUCAGGUUAUAGGUUAUAGUAGUUUUUUUGUCAGAGUGGCUGAAUUUGCUGCCAUGUGCACCUUGAGGUUUGUAAUUCAGGUGUUUUUUUUGUUUUUUUUUAAGUACUUUUUUCUUUUUAUUAUUUUCUUUCUUCCACCUCUU
Messenger RNA from Castor canadensis (American beaver), 2334 nucleotides. It is a transcript of the gene Cdk2, whose product is annotated as cyclin dependent kinase 2. Gene Ontology annotation, biological process: regulation of G2/M transition of mitotic cell cycle; regulation of gene expression; G1/S transition of mitotic cell cycle. Gene Ontology annotation, molecular function: ATP binding; cyclin binding; cyclin-dependent protein serine/threonine kinase activity. Gene Ontology annotation, cellular component: cyclin-dependent protein kinase holoenzyme complex; nucleus; cytoplasm. The record is from RefSeq and is a predicted model, not a curated record. NCBI's taxonomy places the organism in Eukaryota, Metazoa, Chordata, Mammalia, Rodentia, Castoridae.